This is a messenger RNA of Gongylonema pulchrum, 1701 nucleotides long. NCBI's taxonomy places the organism in Eukaryota, Metazoa, Nematoda, Chromadorea, Rhabditida, Gongylonematidae. The record is from the annotation of a GenBank genome assembly.
GGUUUACCACCCACUUUGGGUUGCGAUCUCAGGCAAGCCGACUUCAAAGUGGAGCCAAACCAACUGCUUUACCACUCACACAAAAGGGCGGCUUACUACGGCUGCUGUCCAGUCCGGGCUAUUUUAGGAAUCUUUAUCCUCAUUCAUACAUCGGUCAUUGUUCUUUGGAUGAUUCGAGAAUAUUUUUACUUCGAUUUCAAAUGCGCCAUUGUGGAAAUCAGUGAUGAACAGAAUCCGGAAAAUGAAGCGCCGGCUCCCGAAGAAAACUCAAGAAAAUUAGAUCAAAAUGAACGGGAGAAUGCUGCUGAUUCGGACCAGAAAAGCGACGACCACACUGCACAGAUUACAAAUCGAAGAGUGGGUGAAUCAGUUCGCUUCCCCAGAAAACCGCAUACCGAUGUACCGCGAAAUCCCGCUACUGGCCACAUCGCGGAGCAACUCUCUGAUCAGGAUUCCGUCCGCUACACGAGAUUUCGACGUUCCGAACCACCACCCCUACCCGUAUUUUCACAUGUGCUUUACGCCGAUGUUCAACCUGCACCGUCUUCUGUUCGAAGUCCAGAAUCACCAAGUGAAAAUAGUGGAGAGGGAAAUGCGAGUCUUCGGCAUUCAAAUCGAACGGCAUUACGACCUACUGAGCAUAAAAGAUCAAGAAGUGGUUUAUCGCCAAACAUGAUGCAGUACCGGAAAAACAAUGGUACUCGAUUUAUCGGGCAUCGAAAUCGAUCGACUACCUCAAACAGGCGGAAAACCAUUAGAAAACAAGACACAUCAUUCAGUCAUUUGAGAGAAGCCUCGAAAACAGAAAUAUUAUCUGGUAAUUCGCGAGUUCAUCCCAGAAAUCAGGCAUUUUUAAAAUGGAGCGGUGAAUCCUGGGAAGCUGAUGAACCGAAACCAACACAGAAACGGUUUCAUUUCCUGAGCGGUGGUUCAGCUUUUUCAGCCAGUCGGCGAAAUAAGACUGCGCCGCGCACAUCAUGGAUUGAUGGUGUAAUUGAUCCUGAAGACAAAAAUUUCUCCAACAAAGGUCAAAUCCGUUUUUAUCCUGGAAGGCUGGCUCAGAAAUUGCCCAAAAAACGUCGCAAGAAUUCUAGCAGACGAGCAAAAAUUUCCCCAAGGAAUUCAAAAGAAAAACAGGCCCAGGCCGAAGAAGAGCGUGCUGAUGAACAGAAAACUCCGGAAAAAGGAGAUUCGCCGAAAAGAAUCAGAACUGAGUCGAAGGAACGAGAAUUUGAAAAGAAGCAACAACGAAAAUGGAAAUCGGCAGAGGAUGUUGUACGAAGACCGGGACAACGCAUAACUGAUGAAGCAAUAAUCAAUCCAGCAGAUUCGGACACUAGACCACCGCCUACUGCUUCAAUUAUCGAUAACUCUAAGUCUGACUCGGAGAUUUCAGACCCUGUGGUGGAACCUGGUACCCAAGAAUUUUCCAUAAUUGAAGAACCAGCGGAUCAGUUCCGAAUUGUUGCUGAUAUUGAUCAGCCUUAUCACGCCAUGAAAUUUCAUACAACUCCAGCUUCGCCAACCACUCCACUUGUUCAAACCUUCUACAAAACCCCGUUGCGUGAACUUUCACUUGAUUCAAUUCUUAUCGGACAAGCGGCCAUGCAGUUUUGUUUCUUAUUUCUGGUACCAGCAGCGGUCAUCCUCAGCAUUUCGAAGCGGCAAGCCUAUUUCAUUAUUCACAAAUUUUUCUCAUGA